AUGACAAGUCCUUCUUCAGGUGAAACAAUCUUGAGGAAAAUACGAAUUGAAUUAACAAAAGCAAUGAAUUUAUUUUCUGUUAAUAACACACCAGGAGAAGCUUUUUUUACAUUUCUUAUAAAUAAGAAAGAGAAAAGAGUAAAAGUUAAUAGAAAUACUGUUAAUAUUUAUCCUAAACCACCGUCAAAUACAAUUGAAUUUACUGGGAUUGAUACUAAUUCUAAUGUUAUUGAUAUUGAAUUUCAUAAUAAAGAAAGAAAUAAACCAAAUAAAAUAUAUACUGGACAAAUACUUUUAAACAGUUUAUUACCAUAUGAUACUCAUCACUGUAUUGAACUUGUUUUAGAUCCAUUUAAUAAAGACAAUCAAACAUCAACAUCAAAUGACUGUAAAGAAGAUGUUAUUAGUGAAAAAUUAAAAUAUAAAGAUGGUAUUAUUCCUACUAUUACACUUUCAUGUUACUUAUUCCAAGACAGAGAAAAAGAAGAUGAAAAAGUAUUAUCAAAAGAUCAAACUCCUUUAAUUUCUGCAGUUCAAAAGAAUAGUUUAUUUCUUGUGAUUUAUUGUUUAGAACAUUUUAAAGCUUCAAUAAAUCAAAAAGAUGAUCUUGGGAAUACAGCUCUUCAUACAGCCGCCAUAGAAUAUAAUAACGAACAUAUUAUACUGACAUUAUUAAAUAAUAGUCAUGUUGAUGUAACUAUAAAAAAUUUAGAUGAAAAUACUCCUCUUCAUUUCUUUUGUUCAUAUUUUAGAAAUCCAAAUUGCAGUGAAGCUUUUAAUAUGUUCUUGAAACGUGGAGCAGAUGUUAAUGCAUUAAAUAGACUUCACGAAACACCUCUUCACAGAGCAAUUCAAAAUCCAUCAAUUCGUAUGUUACUUGUUGAAUUACUUCUUAGAAAUGGAGCAUUAGUAAAUUUUCAAACAGAAGGAGGACAAACAGCAUUACACUGGGCAGUUUAUAUGCAAAGAGUAGAUUUAUUAUCAAUUUUAUUACUUUAUGGAGCGGAUAUUAACAUACCAAAUAAACAAGGAGAAACACCACUAUCUAUUUGUGAAAAUAAAUAUAAAGGAACAGCAUUUGCAAGAACAUUUAUUUAUAUAUUAGAACUUAUUAAAUACCUUGAAAAUAUUGGUGCAGAUCCAAUUUCAAUUAAACUUCUUGUUAAGAAUAAAAUGUUUAAAUGGACAUUAGCAAAAGUUUCACCAAGAAUUUUAUUUCAAAUGGGAAUUACUGAAAAUGAAGAACAAAUGAAAUUAGUUAGAAACUUUAAAUUAAUAAAAGAUAUUGAUCCUGAAAAGGCUAUUAAAGAAAUGCCUUCAAAAAGAACUUUGUUUGAAGGAGAAAUACCAGAAAAAGGAUGGAUUAGAAAAAAAGAAACAUGUGAAUAUACUGGAGAAGUUAGAAAAGUUGAAUUUGGAACAAUACUUACUGCAAUAUUAGAAGAAAACAAUUCAAAUACAGUUGUUAUUAGAACAUUUGAAGGAUCUAAUACAAACGUUAAAUUAUUUAAUGAAAAUUCAAAAAUAUUAAUAACAUUAAAACAAUGUAAUGGAUUAAUGAAAUAUUUUGGUGUUCUUGAAGAAGAAAAAGCAUUAAUAAUGGAAUACUGUGAUAAUGGAAGUUUAAUGGAUCUUCUUCAAAGACAAACUAUUGGAUGGAAAUUAGUAUUUGAUUUAGCAAUUCAAAUUAUUGAUGCAAUAAGUUUUUUACAUAAACAAGGAAUUUUACAUAGAAUUCUUAAAGAUUCUAAUAUUCUUAUUGUAAAGAAAAAAAUUGAUGAUAAUAAUGAAUAUGAUGAUGUUUAUACUAUUAAAUUAAGUAAUUUCGCUUUAUUUGAAUUAGGAAUUGAAUCAGAAAAAAUUAAAAAAAUGAAUGGUUUAUGUGCUGCUCCUGAAAUUAUUUCAAAUGAAUUAUUUUCAGAUAAAUCUGAUAUAUAUUCUUUUGGUAUUAUUUUAUGGCAAUUAGUUUAUAAAUGUAUUUAUAAUGUUUAUUCAAAACCUUUCGAAGAAUAUAUUAUUCAAAAUUUAAAAGAACCUCAAAUUAUGAAUCAGAUAGUUUCUUCUAAUCUUCGUCCUGUUAUUCCUCCUCCAACCCCUCCUCGUUUAGCUACUUUAUUACGUUUAUGUGUUUUAAAAGAACCUGAAACUCGUCCUACUUUAAAUGAAAUUGAAUCUACUCUUGUUGCUUGUGAAAAAGAAUACAAUAAUAAUAGUUCAUUAUGGGAUGCAUCUAUUGAAGUAAAAUCUAAUUAA
Entamoeba dispar SAW760 is the source of this 2253-nucleotide messenger RNA. RefSeq names its product serine/threonine protein kinase TNNI3K, putative. Gene Ontology annotation, molecular function: ATP binding; protein kinase activity; protein binding. The transcript has a single exon. Bases 1 to 2253 code for a protein of 750 amino acids. Gene Ontology annotation, biological process: protein phosphorylation. The record is from RefSeq and is a predicted model, not a curated record. NCBI's taxonomy places the organism in Eukaryota, Evosea, Mastigamoebida, Endamoebidae.